AUGGCUGACGUUGACGUGUCAUCUAUAUACACUCUCACAAAUAGCUACACUGGAGUUUUACAAGUCCUCACUUCAUCGCUCAAUGACGAUCAGAUAAUGAUGACUGAGGCUGGGGGCGCCUCCAACAAACAAUGGGUCUUCUCUGUAACCUCUCUCGCAGACCAUUACCGAAUGCACACGGUACAAAAUGGCCAGGGCCAAUCACUCGAUGUCCUGAAUGACAACGGCGUCGAUAGCAUAAAACUACGUUUCACCAGUACGGCGGAUGUCUCCGGCCAGUUUUGGCGGUUUGACCUGUGGGACGACGGCACUUUGAGGCUGAGCAAUAACUUCACAGGUCCGGAUAUGCACUUGGACGUGUAUUCUGACACUUUUGAGCCGCACUUAGCUGAUGGAAGUGCGUCGGGUCAGCAUUGGACUCUGCAACGAUUAGGCUCAAUCUCUUCGACAACAGAAUCUGCACAGACAUCCAUGGUCUCAACUUCAUCGGCCGCGACUUCUGUUCUGACGAAGUCAACCGCCACCUCAGCUGCACCGGGUAUAUCGUCUCUUCCGCCAGGGUCAUCUUCGGUGUCCAAUGCCCCAUCCUCCACCGUGGCGGUUUCUUCCAGUACUCCCAGCGCCUCAGCUAACGCAGUUAAUUCUAGCCUGUCAAGCGGUGCCAUCGCUGGUAUUAGCGUCGGAGCUGUCGGUGUAGUUGCGCUAUGUGUCGCGUCAGUUCUGCUGAUCCUGCUCUUGCGAAAGCGAAGAAAACGACCUACAACACAGGCUGCUGACGUCCAAGACUCCUCACAGCCUAGACGCGGAGAACCAUAUCCAUCUCAAGGUCCAUUUGAAGCCCCGAAUGAGAAGACAGGGCCCGUGGCACAGGAAAUGCCCAGCCCACCAUAUGGAAGCGCGUCCAUUUACUAUCCAGCAGAAUUGGAUGGCAUUCAACACGGAUACCAAUCACGUGCAGAGCUGCAUGACUACCAAAGGUAA
Molecule: messenger RNA, 981 nt
Organism: Exophiala aquamarina CBS 119918
Lineage: Eukaryota; Fungi; Ascomycota; Eurotiomycetes; Chaetothyriales; Herpotrichiellaceae
Exons: 1
Coding region: 1-981 (326 amino acids)
Source: RefSeq, a predicted model, not a curated record